Messenger RNA from Nerophis ophidion (straightnose pipefish), 4312 nucleotides. RefSeq names its product smoothelin b (gene smtnb). Gene Ontology annotation, cellular component: microtubule organizing center; filamentous actin. The record is from RefSeq and is a predicted model, not a curated record. Gene Ontology annotation, molecular function: protein binding. Gene Ontology annotation, biological process: actin cytoskeleton organization. The coding region runs from base 276 to 3488 and encodes 1070 amino acids. The transcript is spliced from 21 exons. NCBI's taxonomy places the organism in Eukaryota, Metazoa, Chordata, Actinopteri, Syngnathiformes, Syngnathidae.
GGCGGGGCUUGCACCUUCCACUCUGAUUGUGCGGUUCAAAAAGCGGCCAACGUCUCCCCGCUGACUGACUACAGUAACUCCUCGCUUACUUCCACUCGCCGCCGGCAACAUGUCCUCGCCUUAGGUAGCCUCACUUUUAAUUUUUAUUAAGCUCCACUUUUACACUGGGUUCUCGAGAAAAAAAGAAGGGAAAAUUCAGGAAGGAGUCGAGCAGGUGGUGCAGUUAGGUCCGAAGUCAAGAAGAAGAAGAAAAUUCCUCACCUGAGUCUGGUAACAUGUCCAAAACCUCCAUGGAGACUUACGCCGCCCUGGACGAGUCCUCUCUCCGAGCCUUGUUGGAUGGAACCGUGGAUCUGGACGAGAGACGCCUCAUCCGUUCAGCCAUCCGGGAGUUGAGAAGGAGGGAGAUCGAGGACAUUGAGGCUGCGCUGGCCAGUAAAAGGUUUCGCCCCACACGACUCCAACAGCAGGAGGACAAGGAGAACCAGCACAGGUCAGAAUCCAGUGAGGCCUUGGAUGUCCUGUCACACAAACUAAAAGCAAUCAGAGAUGUCGAAGAACUCACCAAGAUGCUUCGUGCUGCCGCUGAGUACGAGGAAAGGAAGUUGAUUAGAGCAGCCAUCCGGCAAAUUCGAGAUGAACAAUAUCAAGGGAUAGUUGAAAGAGUCAAAGUUCCUGGUCGAAGCCUGGACUCAGAGAGUCGAGUGCCCCAAAGCACUAAAGGGACUGCGCAGAGAGAGCAGGAGAGUCAAUUUGAACAAGAUCACAUCAAAUCUCAAAUCCGGGAAUUGCGUGACCAGCAGACAAACCAAAGCAGAGAGCUACAGAGACUAGAAAUCUUUUCUUGCGGCCCAGCCUCACCCAGACUCUGCAUCCAGUGGCCCCCAGGCUCCAAAUCAGGCAUGGUUCUGGUUUUAGAUCACCUGGUGAAGGCAGACAGCUCUGGACAUCUACUGAUCCAGCCACAGAGAGAAGAAGUGGCUCCAGAGCCUGAUCGAGUCCUGUCCCAAAGGCAGAGAUCUGAUUCUGCAGCUUCAGACUGCAGCGUGGCUUCAAUGCUUUCCAGGUCCAAUAUGGAUUCUCUGACCACAGAAGAUAGCCCGGAUUCGACCUACAGACCGCGUUUGGACUCUGGAGCUUCUGACAGGAGCCAGGGCUCCUCUCAACGCAGCCGACAAGACUCCGGGGCAUCAGAGCAUAGCAUUCCCUCCCAGUCUCACAUCAGUCACGGACUAACUUCAGAUGGCUCAGAUUAUGGUAUCAGACUCCCUUUAGGUUGUGGAGCUUCUGAAAGCUUGAGAAAGAGAAAUGAUUCAGUUGCUUCUGACCAAAGUGUGAGUAUGUCUUCUGAGGAAAGGUGUCCAACUGACGGAGGGGAGGUGGACACAAUCACAAUCUCAGCUCACAGUACCGACUAUGAAACCGAGAGCAGAGUCCAGGGUCAAACCAACUUUAAGGCCCAGCCCGACCAGGAUCUUCCUGAUGGGUCUGUGUUAUCUCAUAGAAGUCCUGGAAGUGGCCCAGUCAAUGGUACUGCUGAGGGAAAACACAACUCUCUGGGACAAAAGAUAACAGCAGAUGAUGUGACCCUCACUCAUAACAAGACAGAGGAUGCUGCACCUCAAAAAAAAGAUGUUGAACUGGACCAGGCCAAGCGUACAAACUCUGUACGCGAUCGGAUGCGCAAGUUCAACGAGCCCAGUCAAAACGUAAAUGUCCCUGCUUUGAAGAAGGGUCCCCCAAGCAGCAUUGGCCAGACAAACUUCUCCAGAGCUGCGCAAUUGUUUACACCCACUGCCACAUCCCUCAACUCUUCUGGCGACAGGCCAGCGUGGGUGCGCAUGGACUCAGCAGCUCACACCUCUCUCUCAUCCAAGAGUCAGGCCACACCUCAUGUGAGAGGCGUGGUUAACAAACCUCUGUCUUCAGCCGGCCAAUCCCAGGAAUCCAUGGGUGGUACAAACAAUGUGACUGAAAAAAGUGGGCCUGUCUUGAGCGAUUCAAAGGACAACAGGACCCCAGGGAGAGCAGCUGGACAGGAGUGCACCCAAGAAGAGGCUGACCCAGACAUGAAGACUUUCCUCACUAUUGAGAUCAAAGAUGGGCGCAGCAGCUCCUCGCAUACGUCCACCCACAGGAGCACCGUUGUCCCCAUCACCAACAUGACACCACGCAUCAAUGCGAGUGCUCUGGGGCAAAGAACAGAGCUGACCCUUGGCCUUAGGGCGACCCCAUUCAAGAUCUCCGGCGGCUUGUCUUCUGGGUCCUCCAUCAAGAUGGAGACAGAGCCUGUCGCCGCCUCUGAGUCGGUGUAUUCUUCUGGCCCUUCAGUCCAGGUGGCAUGUCAAAUCCCCACCAUCCCAAACGGUUCCACCGUCCAGACCACGGCAGAGGAGUGUCCAGGAAAGCUGACCGCUGACGAGCUGACUGCCAUCGAGGAUGAAGAGCUCCUUGAUAAAAUGCUUGAUGAGUGCAAAGAUUUUGAGGAGAGGAAAAUGAUCCGUGCAGCCAUGAGAGACCUCCGCAAAAAAAAGAGAGAGGCCAUGCUUGGAUGUACUCAAGAGGAAAUAGACCAGAGAGAAAGAGAGCGGGAGACCCGUCUGCAGGAGCUUCGUCAGCAGAGAGACGAGCGUACACACAAAAAUCGUGCCGGUGUCGGAGCAGGAGAGGUGGUGAUGAGGAAAGUGGAGAAGUCAGCAGACGGUUCCACCCUCAGCCAUGUCACCAAAACAGACCGCUUUGCACAGUCCGAUGAUGGCAACAGAUCAACUCGCAGCACCGUGGUAGAAGCUAGUUAUCUGCAGAAAACAGACAGAGGAACAGUUCAGUCAAAAUCAUACAGCUUCUCGUCUUCCUCCUCCAAUACAAGCAAAAAAGUCGGCAGUGUGUUUGAUCGUGAGGAUGAAUCAACGUCUCGCAGCGGCGGCCUGGCCGCAGUGGAGCGAAGGCAGGCUGAGAGGCGCAAGGAGCUGAUGAGAGCUCAGACGUUGCCCAAGACCUCAGCCAUGCAGGCCCGCAAAGCCAUGAUAGAGAAGCUGGAGAAGGAGGGAGGCGGCCCGGUAAACCAGGUUGUCUCCAAAGUAAACAGAGUUCAGCGUUCCACCAGCUUCGGCGUACCCAACGCAAACUCCAUAAAGCAGAUGCUACUCGACUGGUGCCGCGCCAAAACUCGCUCAUAUGAGCACGUGGAUAUACAAAACUUUUCAUCCAGCUGGAGCGAUGGCAUGGCGUUCUGCGCCUUGGUGCACAAUUUCUUCCCAGAGGCCUUCGACUACAGCUCCCUGAGCCCCACUAACCGCAGGCAAAACUUUGAGGUGGCCUUCAACAAUGCAGAGACGUACGCCGACUGCAUGCCGCUGCUGGAAGUGGAGGACAUGAUGAUCAUGGGAAAGAAGCCCGACUCCAAAUGCGUCUUCACCUACGUGCAGUCUCUGGUCAACCACCUGCGCCGACACGAGAUGGCCAUGGGGCGGCCCUAUGACCUCUGACCUGCGGGCGGGGGUCACAUGACGGACAGACGAGGCAGGCGGGUGGUGUGUGUGUGAGAGAGAGUGUGUCCGCCUCGAUCACAAUCAUGUUUUCCAACCAGACAAGCUCCCGUUUUAAGCUGAACCUUUUUAGCACAUUCACCCUUUUUGUGUUUUCAAUUUAUUUUACACCACUUGUUAAAUUAUUUAUGUGUUAAUUUUUCCGUGGCGGUCAUCAGUCCCGCUACACGAUUAGUCAUUAUUGGGUUCCCAUUUAGGUACUUUUUACAUAUUUGACCCAACUCUGGUCAACUUAUUUACAUUUUAAGUUAUUUCACUGUCCGCAUUUUAUUUUGAACUCAUUCACACUGGGUUGUUUUAUACAGUACAUUCAUAUCUAAGGAUCCAUAUCAGUGUACACGCAGUGCUACUGAAAAUCCUCUUUUGUACCCUCAAAGUACGUGGACAUGACCAUCUUUGUCAUUGCACACUUUUAUUAUUGAGCGGACUUGACAAACAAAGUUUUUACUUCUGCUUGAAAGCAAUCCAACUCCUGACUGAACAGAAUACAUUUUGUGUCUUUUACAACAUGAAGCUUUUUUUUCUCUUAACUCUUAAUAUUUUCAUGUGUACAUUUUUUUUGAAAAGAUGAUUCACAUAUGGUUUGGAUAAAAAAAAAAAAAAGAAGAUAUAUUUGUAUCCACUGUAUUUGUGACAGUUUUGGAGAAUGAUUCCAAAACCUUCCACAAAACAGGAAGUGCUUGUACAUAAAAUUUCAAAACACGAGUUCAUGUUUCUGUGCACCGCAGUUCAAUGUGACGUCAUUAAAGCAGAGAAACACUUUU